Molecule: messenger RNA, 557 nt
Organism: Solanum pennellii
Lineage: Eukaryota; Viridiplantae; Streptophyta; Magnoliopsida; Solanales; Solanaceae
Product: stress-induced protein KIN1-like
Exons: 3
Coding region: 75-275 (66 amino acids)
Source: RefSeq, a predicted model, not a curated record
UUUUAAGUUCUUAAAAGAUAGAUUGAUUUUUUCUGAUUUUGUAACAGUAGUUACUCAAUUUCAAUCAUAAUAUCAUGAAUAACUCCCAGAAUUUGAGCUACCAAGCUGGCCAAACCAAGGCCCAAGCCCAGGAAAAAGGUAAUCAGAUGAUGGAUAGUGCUGCCAAUGUUGCACAGUCUGCUAAGGAAUCACUUCAGGAGGCGGGACAACAAGUGCAGGCCAAGGCACAAGGAGCCGCAGAUGCAGUCAAAAAUGCCACCGGCUUGAACAAAUAAAAUCCUAAUUUCGAUCGCAACCAUAUAGGCGUUUUUAUUUAAUUCCCUCUAUAAUUUGAAAUUUCACUAUUAUUUCAAAUUAGGAAAACAAUAUUUCUUAUUUAAGAUGUAUUUUUUUUUUUAGAGGUUUCUUGUUUCUUGGAUCAAGGAAAAGUAAAGUUGUGCACAUUGCCACAACUUUCUUAUUUUUUUCUUCUUUUAAUUUAAUAAAAAUGCUUAAUGUUAUUGAAUCUCUGAACUUUGUAUUUCCGAGAUGAUAUGAUUAUAAUUUUAUUAUUUUAA